ACCGGGGUGGCAGGAUAAAGGUUUUAGGGGUUUUCUGGUCAUGUUUUACAGGGUUUACCCAUAGAAUUUUCUGUUUGGGGUGAGGUUUAGCAGGUGGAAAUUUUUCACCUGGAGGCAUGGCCUUGCCUUCCUCACAGAGAAGGGAGGAACAGAGCAUGAGAUCCAUCUGACACCACCUUCUUUACCACCUUCCUUGUUGUUGUUUUGGAGCUUUGUUUCCCCACUCAUUCCCCCUUGCUUUCUCACUGGGUUAAUUUAUACUGUCAACUUUAUCAGCAUAAUUCUAUUCUCUUGUCUGAUUUAAUAUCAUAUUAUACAAUCAACACAAUUACACAGGUGUCAGCUCUGUCAAUCACACCAUCCAAGUUACGGAAGACAACAGAGAUACUUCCACACCGGUAGGAUGGGUUGAUCAUAGAGGAAUUCGUAGAGUACUUGUAGAACUGAGCACGCAUCGAAGCCCACGAAUUAUUCCUCCCACCGUACGCUACUCACUUCCCCUUCCUCCAUCUCUGCCACGGCUGCAAUCGCGGCGCAUCCUUCGUACGCACGGCUCACCACUCCUCUCCUACAGUGCCCAGCCAUAUUUUCAUCGAGCUUUCUGCCUCUCCCCCCCUAUCUUAUUCCCCUUUGCAACGCUGUCAGCCAUUUGACCACGAGUUCUUUUUAAUAUCUCCCUACCUCCGCUUUUCUCUUCCAUUCCUUAACCUCCCCUCCUCUUCCCCCCCCCCUUUCCUGCCUUACUGCUGUGGUUUCCUCAUCAACCACAUCAACCACAAUGGGCGGCUCUCAGUCUGAGGACUCCUUCGAGUUCGUGGACACUCCACCGGCGUCGACACCUCAACCGGCAUCUGAUUCAUGUGGCGUCAGGACUACUGAUGUGAGUACCGUCCAACCCUCAUGAUAACCCCAUGCCGUUAACGUUGUUUCUGCCCAUCAAUUGGGGAAGUCUGACGUUUCUACAGUAUCCCGCUAUCCCCAAUUCACCUCUUCCUGCCGAAGGUUCAGGGAAUGACUCUUGGUCCAACACGCUCAUGUUUGGGCUCUUGCUUGGCGUUCCCUACUACUUGAAGUACAAGGUCGGCGGCGGAUUCAAGACUUUUGUCUUUUUCGCUCUGAUUGUGGAUCUUCCCAUCUUGGUUGGAUUCUGGGUCGUCAUGUCCACCUACUCGCCGAGGAAGAAUGAGAAGGUCAAGCUCCCUGGGAAGGGUGUCGAGAAUUAUCUCGAGUUUCACAAGCAAGAAGAUGCCAUGAAAUACAGGGGCAACACUAAGAUUCCCAUGGAGGUUUUCUACGAGAUGUACUUUGAGGGCGAUGUUUCCUUCAAGGGAGACUGCUUGGAAAUCCUUGAGCGCCGUCACGACUGGGCCAGCUUCCAAUUCACCAAGGGUCUCUUCAGACACUUUUUAUUGGGCAUGAUUCCCGAAUUGCUUGUGCACUCCCGCUCUCAGGGUAAGAAUCUUGGGCUUUGUCGCUUGAUUGUGGGAUUGUGCUAACGCGGACAAUAGACGAAGAACAGGUCCGUGACCAUUAUGACCGUGGUGAUGACUUCUACGGUUGGUUCUUGGGCCCGCGCAUGAUCUACACAUCCGGGCUUAUUUCCGACAUCCACAAGGAGGAAUCUCUCGAGCAGCUCCAGGACAACAAGCUCAAGGUCGUUUGCGAGAAGAUUGGUCUUGGGAGUGGUGACCGUAUGCUCGAUCUUGGCUGUGGAUGGGGCACUCUCGCUCGCUUUGCUUCCAAGAACUAUGGCGCCCACGUUACCGGUAUCACCCUUGGCCACAACCAAACCGCAUGGGGCAACUCUGGCCUCCGCCGUGAUGGAAUCGAGGAAUCUCAGUCGAGGGUUUUGUGCAUGGAUUACCGUGAUACUCCUGUCCCUGCUGGAAAGUACAACAAGAUCACUUGUUUGGAGAUGGCGGAACACGUUGGCGUCAGACACUUCGGAGCUUUCUUGAAUCAGGUUUAUAACAUGCUCGAGGAUGAUGGAACCUUCUUCUUGCAGAUCGCUGGUUUGAGAAAGUCUUGGCAAUUUGAGGUAAUAAGCUUUUCCAGUUCCGGAUGUUUUGAUCAGGAUGACUAAUGUGGGCUUCGAUAGGACCUCAUCUGGGGAUUGUUCAUGAACAAAUAUGUUUUCCCUGGCGCUGAUGCUUCUACUCCUCUUGGUUGGUUCAUUGAUAAACUCGAGGGCGCUGGUUUCGAAGUUAAGAGUGUUGAUACUAUCGGAGGUAAAUAUCUUUCAUUCCAUGUUGCGAUUGAACCCUGGCUUAUGAGUUUAUAGUUCACUAUAGCGCUACUCUGUGGAGGUGGUACAGAAACUGGAUGGCGAAUCGUGAGAAGGUUGAGGCCAAGUAUGGGAGCAGAUGGUUUCGCAUCUGGGAAUUCUUCCUUGCCUACUCGAGCAUCAUCUCUCGCCAGGGUAGUGCUACUUGCUACCAGAUUGUCCUCCACAAGAAUUUGAAUGCUUUCCACCGUGUCGAGGGCAUUAGCACCCAAUACCAGCUUUCUGGCGCUCUUUCCGUUAAGAGGGAUUAGGGCUGUGCUUUGUUCUUGCAUUUCAGAUUUCGGACGGUAUAUUGUUUCAGAAUAGUGGGGCAGGUGAAAAAAGUUUUGUUAGCAUACAAAGGUAUAUAGACGGCGGUAAUGUGGCUCCUGUGGAAAGGUGAAAUGGUCGGUGUUUGGAAUUGUCGGUGAAUACAAGUAUAUUCAAUUCUGUAAUGUUUAAUACUGUAAAUGUGUGAAUUGGAGAUGUGCCGGUCCUAAGGGAUUGAUCUUGCGAACUGGAUCUAUGAUUGAAUCAGGGGCUUGGCAUCAUAGGCGAUAACAUGGCGUUUGUCGAGGUUCAUCCUGCGGUUCACAGCACCGACGCUAAUUUGACAACAUGUGGAGUUGUGUGAAAUUGGCUUCUCUUCCCUUGUGAAUAGCGGUUACUGUUAUUAAAUUUUUAUGCUCGGGCGUGGUCCUGCAGUUUACAGCAUGUCAUUUGUAAAUUAGAACAGGUGCAGAAAAAAAGCUUUGAAGCUGGCAACAAGCACUACAACUAGUAC
Molecule: messenger RNA, 3047 nt
Organism: Tuber aestivum (summer truffle)
Lineage: Eukaryota; Fungi; Ascomycota; Pezizomycetes; Pezizales; Tuberaceae
Source: the annotation of a GenBank genome assembly